[Torrubiella] hemipterigena is the source of this 9783-nucleotide messenger RNA. The record is from the annotation of a GenBank genome assembly. Lineage: Eukaryota; Fungi; Ascomycota; Sordariomycetes; Hypocreales; Clavicipitaceae.
AUGGAUCCCUUCCUUAUUGACAACAAGGACAUCCUCGACGCCAUCAUCAAUCAUGUCAUCUUGCCUCCCAAACUUCCAAGUAGCCCAGAAGGCAUUUGCUAUUCUCCAACUUUGCUCAAUUUACUUAUCCAUUCUCUUUCAGCGCUCAGCAAGUCCUGUGGCACCGUCGAGGAAAAGCUCUGCGACAGCCUGAUUGCGUCGCUCAAUGUCUUUAAACAGUGCCAUAAUGAAAAAGAUAUUCUUAUAAAAGACAAUAUAGCUCUUGAACUUUCUAAGAUUAUCGAGACAGGAGGCUACAUGCCCCUGUAUAUCCACGAACAAAACGCCGGCAUGGUCAUCUACAAAAAUGAAGAUAAAAUAUGCUUCGAAUUUUACGAGUUAUCACCACUUAAUGCACCAGUUUGUACCACCGCUGGACGUCUCAAGCGCAGAUUUCCCAGCGCCACUGCCUCUGUCGAUGCAACAGUGAUUUCGGAUCCGAAGUUUAUGUCUACCAUUGUAGAUGCUCUGGCAUCCAUGAGUGUCGAUGCGGUACCUCUCAUGAUGCCUACUAUUCGCGAGAGAAAUAAGUUGGUUCCAAACCAGAAAGAUACUGCCAACCCAGGUAUUAUCAAUAUGCUUCUCGCUGGCUGGCUGAUCGGGCACGGGGAGACCAUACCCGUGUAUCCCAUCGACAAACACACUCGCAACGAGGUUUCGUAUGGCGAUAGCUCCAGCUCCUUGCUUUGGCGACGAUCUCCUUUAUGGCUCCAUUUUCGAGUCUCAAUGCAGAUCCAGCUUCAUCGCCAAAGCUCGCCUGAACAAGCUUCUGCAUUUUACAAGCAGUUCAUGUCGUAUUUUCAUGCACAAAUUCUGCAGUGUGCCCUUGAUAUGCGUUUUGGAAGUGAUAUCCUGGCCUUGGUUAAGGCAAAACUUGCUUAUAGACUCCAAAAGCUGGCCACCCCUGAUACGCCUCACUGGAUGCAAAGGGUAGAAGCUGUCAUGAAGAAUACAAAUGAGACGAUUGAGGCUAGAUGGUCCGCAAUACAAGAUCGCACUGCCUCUAAAACGAUCGACCAAAUCGCGGAUAUACAGCCCAGUGAUGCUCACUUUUCGCUAAGCACGGUAGAAAUCUUUGUUCAACAGCAGACAUCUCCAUCCCGUAACAGCCCCUCAACUAUACCCUUUGAAACCAUUCAACUGAUUGGCUCUUCGCCUGAAAAUCUACCCAAACUUCCACCACCAUUGUACGCUUUAAAGGAUUUGGUUAUAUGCCAACUGGGAGCCUUUGAGCGGUGGGUUGAGUACAACCUCUCUUCCUGGGCAACGGUACAUAUGAAACGCCGGACAAUGGUUCCCGAAAUAUUGGAAGCCGCCCAACAAUAUCAUCAUCAAGCAUCUAGAUCCUAUGUCGGAGAUCCAGAAGGCUUAUCCAUCAUGUACCUCGUCAUAAUGGAGCUCUAUUGUGCGUGCGAUCAAAGCGCUGUUGCCUUGAUGCCAUUGCUUGCCGACUAUGCUAUCCCGAUUCCGAGUCAAGUAUUCUCCUCUCUACUCUUGAGAAGUGAAAAUCAUUUGCAAAGAUUAAAAAAGGAGCAAGAUUACUUAUCUUCCAGAAAGGGGCUUGAAAAGUACGCGGAUCACUCGAUUCUAACGAGCAUGGAAGAAUGCUCCUUCCCUUGUCGAUAUGUCGACCAAAAUACCGACGAACAAGAGGUUUUGAAGAAACUUGAGCAAGCAUGCCAGAAUGAAUUACAAGGUAAAAAGAACGAGCUAAAGAAAAAGCAACAAGCCUUAGCAGAAAGGGAGCCCGAUUCUGAAGACGAAUGUUGUUUAUACGAUGUUGACGCAUCUGGAGUCUCGACACACAAUCCUGCCUGUCCCAAUUGUAUCCGUUCAAAGGCUUUGGAGGGAGACAACUUAAUACAGAUUUCGCCUGUGUUACAACUACUACCACCCUCAGAACAUCUCAAAAAGCUGAUUGUCUUUGAGCUGCGAAUCCCUGGGACCUUCAAAGCAUGGCGAGACGCAAGUGGCUUUGUGCUAAGUAGGGUACUAUGUUUUGCUUGCACCAAUCCGUCAUCCGGAGGAAAAGUUCUGUUGAACGCAUACUCUCGUCUUGAUGACUUUAGAAGCAGGUUACCCAGUGGUGAAUUUGUCGUGCUCGGUUAUAAGGGCCGUACCUCAACCACGCCGAUUCCGGUCACUCAAGCCUUGACUGUGGAGGAGGUAUGUCUACCGCAUGGUCUGAAUUGGAGCUAUAUCCUGAAGGAGAACUAUGCAUCUAUUUGCAUCAACAAGAAGGUCUUUGCGGAGCCAAGCCCCUUCUUUGAUAGCUGUGUCUUUCAGUUACCAACCAAGUCGGCUAGUCUUCAGCAAUAUCUUCACCGUCCUCAUUACAAACCUGCAGGUGUAGAGCCCAACGCUGCACUUGCCCGCCAUUAUGAACACCCAGAUCACCUCUCACAAACUGAAAGCAAAGGCCUCUGUGACUUAGCCUACGGACAAAGACAGCAGUGGCACUCCAUUCUCACACAACUCGCCCAACCCACUGUGGACUGGCGCAAGACGGAAUCUUUGUUGUUUCUUCUCCAAGUCACCCUCCAUGCUGGUCAAUACGAUGAAGAAGAAGAGGCAUGGAAGACACGAGUGGAUCUUUCGAAGCGAGACUUUGGACUCGAAUCUAGCCGCAUGACCUGGGUAUGUAUCCAUAUUGCCCUCUGUCUACGGGACUGUGCUACACAGAACGUUCGCCAGAUUACCGACAAGGUCUUGACUGCCUGCCGAGAGCAGCUGAUGCAUAAUUUGAAAACUAUAUAUAAGCAAGAAGCUUACGCCUGCUCUUUGGAUUUACAGCACCGAGCACUCGAAAUCGCGCUCAUGGUCUUACAAACAUAUGAAGUGGACGAGGAGUCUCUGGUUAGCCAGUUCAGCGACAGCAAUGUCUUACAGUAUUACCUUCUUUGUGCCAUCCUGGUUUCCUACUCUCGUAAUGAUGACCACCACGUUAAGUUUGAUGAGUUUCAGAAGUCUUUAUACCAACAGCAGCGGAGAAGAGUCUUUAGAGUCUUGCGAUGCAUUGCAAUAGCGGUGCACAGUUGCCCAGAAGAACUAGAUCGAGCCAUUCGCUUCCAUAUUGACUCUUUUAAGGGUGGACAGCCAUGGUCAUGGAAUGGAGACCACUGGCUGUUCACGGACGCGGAGCAUAGUACUGGAGAGCCUUGUAGGGUUCAUAUCAACAUUCUUACCUCGGAAAUAUUCAUCAAUGAUAAUGUCUGUUGCCAAAUGCCACAACGAUUUCUACGUGCGAAUCGGUAUAGGCAUCUCUUUGGUCGCCAGCGCCCUGAUGUAUCGUCGCUCAAGGACUCAAGUUUCGAUUAUUGCUUACAAAAGACAUUCCAGGGUUACAAGGUCAACGUUGGCCUGGAAAAGCCCAGCACGUCUCUCAAAAACAAAACAUGCGGCACAACUAAUAUCAAGGCUUUAGAACUCUACGUUCAUGCCACGACGGAGAACGAAGAGUACAUCCUGCUACCCGAAUGGCUCUUCCAUGAACGGCUACCAACCUGCUUUCUUCAGAAAUACAUUGCUUGGUAUUGCCGGAUUACGGAUACCAUCAUCUUCAGACCAAAACAUCAUCCUUGGCGCAAUGGUGAUGGAUGUUUGACAAGCCGUAGAAUCAAUGGUAUUCCGCAUACUUGGUGUCUUGAAAGAUCGGAUGGGCACCGUCUGGUAUGCUCAACAUCUCCAGGUGCAGCAUCUUUAGCUACGGCUUUUCAGGGCUUUGUAGACAUCAAUACCAUGGCAAUAUGGAUGACCAAGGAUUCAUCCAAAUGCAUCAUUUCCGUGGAUAGCAUGAAGCUAGACUUUGAGCGCAAAAACGGCAGCCCUACGAUCUACUCAAAGCAGUUCCGAGGGAUGUACCUCGACUACAAUCAAAAUAUCGGCACGUUAUACGGUCUUCAAACCAAAUUGGUACUUACGUCUGAUGCAUUAUUUCAGAACAAGAAGCUUCUUAUACCAGACGGUGCCAUUGAGUUUACUCUAAUGUCAGAUGUAGCAGAGUUGCCUCAUGUACAAGUCAACAUAGCCAUCGCCGAAGCAAACACAUACCAUGCCUACGAUAUCGAUCCGCAUUUGGGUCAGUUGAAGGCAGGCAAUGCUUUACAGGGAAGGCUUUUCCUCGCAUAUAUUCACGCGAUAACCUCAUACGAAGCGCCUGACCCUCUGACCUCGAAGACGGGUGUCGACAGUGCGCUGGAAAUUCUCCGUUCAAGCGAGGUGGCAUCAUUUGCAUCACUGGGAUUAAAAACCUCAGAAAAUAUAUUGGUUGAAAUCUUGAAGCUAUCUCCAACCAUGAGAGUAAAGGGUGGUUCAACAGGACUGUUUACCAGUUGGAUAUCACAACUGCCUCUAAUAACCCAACGACAAGACUUUUAUACGGAAGCAUGCAACAUAUUACAGUUAGCUUUUACGCAGAACCUUGAAGUAACAAAUUGGAGGAAUUGUGACAAAUUUCAACCGCUCAUCUUAGAGAAGAGUGCAUUGAAUCACCACAAGCGAAGGUGCGCCGCAUUCUACAACGACGGCAGCUACAGCCGUCUUUCCCAUGCAGCCAACGAUGCCAACUAUCCUUCUGACGAAGAAGAUCCAUUCAUCGCUCCUUUGACCAAAGGCAAAGGCAAAGGAGAGACAGAUAUAAAUGAAAACUACGGCGCUUCGGACCCCAUGAGCCGAGGGCACUGCUUGGACAUGCUGAGUAUGAUUACACACUGCACCAAGGCGGCCCAAGAGAAGAGACCAAUGAAAUGUAAAGUCUCCUCGGCUUUUCAAAGCCGGGUUAUUGAGCUAAUAAAUCACAAAAGUGGUAUCUCGGCCAAUAACAACAGUCUCGAUAUCAAUUCGCUUUCAUAUAAUGCUGCAUGGCUAAAGGAUCUUCAACAGAAGCUGGGCCAGAACUGGUGCACCCUCCACUCCAGGCUUAAAAACACUACAUCAAGCAUAAAUACACCUGCGAUGAUACUAUUUAUUUCAUCUAUUGCCUUUCUUACCGGAGAAAACGAUACCAUUGUUUCCAUUCUCUUGGGCUUUCUCUCCCGAUCCCAUGUGGCACAGGUCGCUCGGCCACGAGGCGAUCGUUUCUUCGUAAACACAAAACGGGACAUCAAAGACUCUUUUAUUGUCAAAGAGCUCUCAAAGCGUACUUUUACAGACGCCCAAAAGCUCGGAUAUACCAAAGAUUCGAAGACCUUUAAUAUUGAGGCCAGGGCUAUGAUCCAAGCUCUCAAGAAUCGAUUUCUCAUACACUGGAAUAAAAGGGACUGGAAAGAUUUGACCUUUAAUCCCCAAGACGUCUACUAUGUGGAUAUUUUAAAAACAAAAAAGCAAGUCAUUAGAUUAUUUCAACAGUAUGGUACAUCCGCCGUCUUCCGAAACUAUAUUCAACAACUUCAUGAACAACUCAAAACCAUACCAAAAGGUACCUGGUACCAAAUCACCAAUUCAGCCCUGCCUAUGUAUACGGGGUUAGCCGAGACUCCUAAACGCCAGUCACUGGCUGAUCCAUGGCAAUUGCAUGCGUUUCGAGACAUAAAAGAGGUCAUGCUGCCUCCUCCAGACCUAGCUACAAGUCUCGAGGGAUGCGUACAGCACCUAUUAUCCGACGACCUCGUUCCGAUCGAGAGUCUGGUUGAAGAUGUUAAGUCUGCUGCAGGGUCAGAAUAUGAAAAGGAGUAUGCGCAUAAGCUCGCAGUCAGCUUUGAACAUCUGGAAGACAAUAAUCAUACUUCUUCUCUCGUUGUAAACCGUUUAACCUUAAACAGAAAACUGGACGAUUGCUAUCAUGAGGCAUUGUCCAUCGAACAGACAAUCUUCGGGCAACUGAGUUCCUGUAUUGUCUCCAAUAUGCCUACUGGAUCGCAGGGUGUUUCAUUUCGCCAGCAUUUCCUUCCAAAACCCAGCAUUCGCCUGUUACUUCGACAUCUUAACAGGAGCAAUCGACCAAUGGUCUCUAGUUCUUUCUAUGAGGCCUUGAUACAACUUGCAGUCUGUGUGGCUUCGGUUCAACAAUGCGUGCGUCUCUUACAAGCAGCGAACGAGAUAAUUUGCAACGAUUACGAUGCCAAAGUCGAUAAACAGAAGCUAAUUCGUGAGCUGUCCAACCUAGAACCAAGGCAGUGGGAGAAUAUCGACUACGGGGAUGGCCUUCUUUUUGAGAUUGAAAACAACAUCCGAAUACGUCCUACUCAAGCCGCCGUUUCGGACCAUAUGCUGACCCCUCAACACAAUGGAAACUUUUCGUUUCAACUUAACAUGGGCGAGGGCAAAACCUCUGUUCUUCUUCCCAUUAUUGCAGCCUCCAUCUCGUCCUGUUCUGCUUCUGCCUCUUCCACUACGUCAUCGACUGCUUCUUCUUCUUCUUCCUCGGUCAAAGGAAAUCAACGUAUUGCCAGAAUUAUAACAAUUAAAUCUCAGAUAAAUCAGGUUUUUGAUAAACUGGCCGUGAGUCUGGGAGGCUUACUACAGCGCCGCAUCUUUCAGAUUCCAUUUUCUCGCAGACCUGAACUGAACUUCCGAGUUUGCAGCGGGUUGAGACACACCAUCCAAUCAGCCCAGCAGAUGGGUGGCGUAUUCAUCUUCCAAUACGACCAUUUAUUAUCCCUUAACCAUAUGGCAACGGUUUCGUUGCUCAAAGAAAGAACUGAGCCGGCAGGUAUAGAGCUACGUAGGCUCAUUGCGCAGUUCGAUGACUGUUCGGUGGAUAUCAUUGAUGAGUGUGACGAUGUCCUCUCUGUCAAGUCGGAACUUGUGUAUACUUACGGAAUGCAGAGACCUGUUGACUUUGCGCCCUAUCGCUGGUGUAUCCAACAAACAAUGUUAGAUUUGAUUGUUGAAGCAGCAAAAGUGGCUUUGGAAAUUUUACCCUCUGCCAUAAGCAUUACUUACGACAAGGGCCCAAGGUCGUUUCCCAAAAUUGAAGUUCAUAAUAGUCAAGGUAUCGAAAUAAUCCGACAGAGCAUCGCUACGCACAUCGUGGAUCGCGGCAUUGGCGACUUCACGCUCGAAGCACUCUGGGUAGGCCUCUCGGGCGAGCCGCUCUUCAUUGCGAAGCGCAAUGUCGUAGAUUAUAUUAUGUACUCCAAUCCUGCAAAAGAAUCAGUUGCCUUUGCUGAGACUUCAAAGUACCACGAUACUCGAAUACAGAAAACUCUCUUCCUGCUGCGUGGACUUCUUCAAGGGGGAAUCAUUGACAUGGCCCUGCGACUAAAACGAUUCCGAGUUCACUAUGGCUUUGAUCAUCGACGUUCUCAUGCCGUGCUACUCGCAGUGCCAUUUGCAGCAAAGGAUUUGCCCAAGGCAACUUCGGAGUUCAGCCACCCCGAUACCGUCAUAUUUCUUACAUGUCUUUCGUACUAUUAUGAAGGACUCUCUGACGAGCAGUUAUUCCAUGUGCUGGUGGAUGUUCAGGACUCUGAUCACGGCCCUUCAAUAUAUCGUGAUUGGGUAGAAGAUUUGCCAAAUUUGAGUGCGCCGUUCAAAUCUCUUGAGAGAGUUAAUCUCCAAUAUCGGCGUUUGUGUAUCGAGAAGCUGUUUCCUCACCUACGCUUCAACAAAGGUACCAUUGACUAUUAUCUUUCCAAGAUUGUCUUUCCGAAGGCAAUGAGGGAAUGUCCUGAGAAGCUCACAGCGUCUGGGUGGGACAUUUGCAAAGCAAAGAAAUACCCAGUCAUGGGUUUCAGCGGAACAAACGACUCCAAUAAGCUAUUUCCUCACUCAAUAAAGCCAUUCAAGCUUGAGCCAUUACUCCAUACAAAUGCCCUCACCCUAAAAUUACAACUCUCUCCGGGUAACAAGGUAGAACGGUUAUUUAUCGUAGGAAGUACGAGCCGGCCAAAUUGUCGGCAAAUUUUGGAUAUCCUCGCUAAUAACCAAGACAAAAUCAAUGUGAUCAUUGAUGCUGGCGCCCAAAUUAUCGAUUGGGACAAUACCACUGUGAUUCGAGAGUGGCUUCAAUACGAAAAGGAUAACAAAAACGUCACUGCAGGCGUAUAUUUUGACGCCACAGGCGAACUCGUCGUCAUGGACAAGAACCAGUUUUGCCAGCCACUCAAACUAUCUCCUUACCAAUAUCGCCUUGAGGAAUGCGUUGUGUUUCUUGACGAGGCCAACUCGCGAGGUACAGACCUCACACUUCCGAGGCAUUAUAGAGCAGCAGUUCUCCUCGGCGAUGGUAUUACCAAGGAUCGCAUGGUCCAAGCCAGUAUGAGAAUGCGAAAACUCGGCGAAGGGCAAACAGUGACAUUUUUCAUCCCACAAGAGGUAGAGCACAAAGUACGACAGCUUAUAAGCAUAGAUGCAUGCCGUAGCAUCAUUGUCAAUGAUAUACUGCUCUGGGCCAUUCAUCAAACAUGGCAAGAAGUGAGGCGAUCAAGCCCAAUCUGGGCAUCGCAGGGACUGGGUUUUACUCGACAACGGGGAAUAAUAGCCAGUCAAGAAAACGACCAGGACGACAAAGCAAGGUCCUCUUCGCGCAUAACAACCAUGAUAGCUGCAGCAGUUCACAGCGCAGCUCAGCGCCAUAUAGCCUCCCAUGCUUUUGCCCAGAAGCUCCUGGAGCCCGAAUACCAAACGCUCGAGCAACGCUUUUGUUGGAAACACAACGAUGAGCAGGAACGUGAAUUGUGCCCCGAGAUGCUCCAAGAGAUGGAAAUUCAAACAAAUCCGCAGAUUGAUCCAGCGGAUCACUACAUACGUGACAGCUUAAGACACGUCAUUAAAACAGGUGAAAUAAAAGACAACGGUUUUAUCUCAGCGUUCGAGUCGCUCCUAGCGAAAAAUAGACAUACGACAAAACUCCUGGCGCCCCUCAGGACGGAGUUACGGGUUACCAAUGAUUUCGCUCUGGUUAUCAAAGGCGUUGACCCUAACACACGUACUUCUUUUCACAGGCACGUUCGUUGGGUGCUGGUGGUAAAUCAACCAACAGGCCAGACGGGUAUGAUUGUCAUCAGUCCAUUCGAAGCAGAGACGCUGUGGGCUGAGAUAAAGCAAUCAAAGCAUGUCACUCUACACUCGUAUAGCCCUCGACAAUUGCUUAAUUAUCCCCCCAUUGACGGACUUUGGCGGCGUUCAACGGCAGAUCGACGUAGAACGUCGGGCGAGGCAAAGCCAAAGCCAAUUCCCAUAGACUUGCUUUCGGAUCUGAAUAUUUUUGCUGGGCAAUUAUACUUUCGGUCGUAUGAUGAAUAUUGGCACGUCGCCCAGAGGCUUGGCAUCCCUAUUCCCAACAAGGCACCGACUUCACAAGAUUCGCUUUUUAUUCCGGAUGCUGGACCGACAUUCCAAAUGGCAAAGGUAGAAAGUUUUGUGAGGGAUAUCAUAUCAAUAACAAGACGUGAAGCGCGUGGUGCUGAUUUAACACACAUGGGCAAGCUACUGAGAGGUAUGGCCCUUACACCAGAAGAUUUCGUAACUUUCAAAAUACUGGAUGAUGUAGCCUUUCCGAAAGCUGACCCGCCAGAAAUGCCCACGUGUCUAAAUACAGAGUCUUCGAAGAUACUCAAGUACGAGGACCGUGGCAAUGCAUCUCCAUGUUCGAGCAAGAAUAAACAAAUUGAUCAUCAAAACGUCGUCAACACGCUUGAACCGUGUCUGCCGUCCAUACUAGGUACCAAGCGAUCCGUUGAAGAGGUUGAUCCCAACCCAGACACGCAGCCAAAAACAAAACGCACCAGGAAUGAUUGGGGGCCAUUCCUUUGCGAUAGUGACAGCGAGGACGAGGCGAUUGGAACUAUGAAGAAGGGUUAG